CUCCCGCCGCUUCACGCAGCCGGCGCCUCCAUUCUGCUCCCUCCCCGCCUUUUCCACUCAGGCUCCUCGGCUUCAUAUAUAUUCGCACUCCUCUCCAUUCCGCACUCCCUCCUCCACGCCGCAAGUGCCUGGGGGCUUCUUCUCUAGGGGGGCGCGAAGUUUCCGGCAUUUGCAAGCAGGUCCCUGCCAUGGACAGGAAGCAGGGCUUCUUCUCGGCGCUGCGGGAGGAGGUGGCGCGCGGGCUGUCGCCGGCGCGGGCGCGGCGGAGGUCGGCGUCCAACGCGGCGGAGGUGGCGGCGGCGUUGGCGCUGCGCGGGGGAGGGGAGGCGCUCGCGCCGCUCAUGGAGGGCCCGGAUCCGGAGAGCGCCGGCGCCGGCGGCGCGCCUCGGGCGGGGUGGUGCCGGUGGGUGCGCGGCCAGCUCCAGCUCGCGCGCGUGCCGUCGGCGGCGGCGGACGCGGGCGCGGCGAGGCGGAACGACCUGAGGCUGCUGCUCGGCGUCAUGGGCGCGCCGCUCGCGCCAGUGCACGUCUGCGCCGCCGAGCCGCUGCCGCACCUCAGCAUCAAGGAGACCCCCAUUGAGACCUCGUCGGCGCAGUACAUUCUGCAGCAGUACCUGGCUGCCUCCGGCGGGCAGAAUCUGCUUUCCUCUGUCCGGAACGCCUACGCCAUGGGCAAGGUGCGGAUGGUGGCUACCGAGUUUGAGACGGGCGGCCGUGCCGUGAGGAACCGCAUGGCGGCGCAGCGCGCUGAGCCUGGCCGGUUCGUGCUGUGGCAGAUGGCCCCAGAGAUGUGGUACAUUGAGCUGGCCGUCGGUGGGAGCAAGGUGCAUGCCGGCUGCAACGGCAAGCUUGUGUGGCGCCACACCCCGUGGCUUGGCGCGCAUGCUGCCAAAGGCCCUGUCCGCCCUCUCCGUCGCGCCCUUCAGGGUCUGGAUCCAUUGACCAUAGCAAGCAUGUUUGCUGGAGCACGGUGCAUUGGCGAGAGGAAGGUGAAUGGGGAGGAUUGCUUCAUUCUGAAGCUGUGUGCAGAUCCUGAGACGCUGAGGGCGCGCAGCGAGGGGCUUGCGGAGAUCAUCCGGCAUGUUCUCUUUGGGUACUUCAGCCAAAAGACCGGUCUUCUUGUCCAUCUUGAGGAUUCUCACCUCACCCGAAUCCAGUCAACGACCGGAGGAGAUGCAGUUUACUGGGAGACUACCAUCAAUUCUUUCAUCGAAGACUACCGUCCGGUGGAGGGUAUAAUGAUUGCACAUUCUGGGCGGUCGGCUGUGACCCUAUUCCGUUUCGGAGAGAUGGCUAUGAGCCACACCAAGACUCGUAUGGAGGAGGCAUGGAGCAUCGAGGAGGUUGCGUUCAAUGUCCCUGGCCUCUCCAUGGAUUGUUUCAUCCCGCCCACUGAUAUCAAGUCUGGAUCUGUCAGUGAGACUGUUGAGCUCCCGCACGGUGAGAAGAGCAAGGUCGGUCUUCUCCCAUGCCAUCGUGCUAAGGUUGCGGCUCUAGAGAAGGCAGUUGAUAACGUUGCAUUGAGCGGAGCCCUACAGCUAGAUUGCAAGUGAUUGGUAGCCCGUCCAUACUCGCUUCUUGCAUUGCAACUGACUGAUUUUGAUGGAUGUAGGGUAGAAACAAAGAGCUAAGGAGGAUUUGGAGCUUUACCAUUCCAAAUGUCCUCUGUAAAUAUGAUGCUUAAGGCACUCACAUGGUCUUCCAUAUCCCAGAGGAGGCCUUGUGUGAAGAAUAUCUGUUGCAUUUCUUUUUGUCGGUACCUCAUGGAAGAAGAACCAGGGGUGUUCUUCUCCAUCCAACCACAUGAUAAGGAUCAUGGUGGUGGUGCUUCUUUCUGUCAUAGCAACACUAAUUAUCGGACGCCAGCGAGGAAGAAGGAUUUCUUUGCCGGCAAUGGAGAGUGAUUCGUCGUCGGUCGUCGCGUUGAUUAGUAGUCCAGUAUGGUUUGGUUGGUGAUAGUCUGUGGUCAACUAACUUUUAGGGGGGAAACGUUGUAAGCUGUGGGUGGUCCUGAUGGGGAUCAGGUUGUUUACCCUUUCCUUCACAUCUCUCUUAUUUAGCAUGAGAUGGUGGUUGUAUCCUGCAGAAGUUUGAUGUAAGCCAAAACUUCUAUGAAUAUCAUGGCUUGAAUUGUUUUUUGUUGUGCA
This is a messenger RNA of Phragmites australis (common reed), 2147 nucleotides long. RefSeq lists its product as uncharacterized. The record is from RefSeq and is a predicted model, not a curated record. Lineage: Eukaryota; Viridiplantae; Streptophyta; Magnoliopsida; Poales; Poaceae. The coding region runs from base 189 to 1553 and encodes 454 amino acids. The transcript has 3 exons.